This is a messenger RNA of Zasmidium cellare ATCC 36951, 2832 nucleotides long. RefSeq lists its product as uncharacterized. The record is from RefSeq and is a predicted model, not a curated record. The transcript has a single exon. Gene Ontology annotation, molecular function: phosphatase activity. The coding region runs from base 1 to 2832 and encodes 943 amino acids. NCBI's taxonomy places the organism in Eukaryota, Fungi, Ascomycota, Dothideomycetes, Mycosphaerellales, Mycosphaerellaceae. Gene Ontology annotation, biological process: dephosphorylation.
AUGGAAACCCCCAAGCCCUCAAAGGAUCUCAAGAUCCGCAAUGUCAGCCUCCACAGUCGAGGCAAGAAGGAGGUUGGAACCCUCUACCUGGCCAGGCACCACUUGGUCUUCAGCUAUGUGCCGGACUCAGGAGUACUUACGAGCACUUCAUCCAAGGUGGACCAGCUCAGGAAUAGUGCCUCACUUGAUGGUGCACGAGGUUCUCGAGAGUCGAGCGAUUCGACGUCACAGCAGGCGACGCCCUCGAAGGCGAGGCCGAAGGAGAUUUGGGUGCCUUAUCCUAUGAUCAAUCAUUGUGUGCUGAGGCCCAGUCAUUCGGCGGCAUCACGCGCGUACGAGAAUCACAAUGCAGAGAGUCUUGAUGGGAGUUUCGAGGACGGUGCGUUUCCGCCGGUUUAUGGGACGAGCUCGUACAAUGGCCGGCCGUCGACGGACUCUCAGCAUCUUGCGCCGUAUUCUUCGCCUCAGCGAUCUGCUUCGCCUGCUGGCAGUGUUACUGCACUACCUGUGGCGAGCGAGAGUGUGAGAGCGCCCGCUAUCCGUAUCCAGCGACGGGAUUUCCAGAUGAUGGCUUUCCAUUUCCAUCCUUCACCUUCGGAUAAGAAUUCUUCGGACGAGACGGCGAGGGAGGUCUUUUACUGCUUGAGAAGCAGAUGUGUCUUCGAGAAUGUGCAAGAUAUGCUUGCCUUCCACUUCAAAGCACCUCCUGAGGAGCUGGCUGUGGAGGAGCCUUGUUACGAUGCUCGCCGCGAGUUUGCGAGGAUGGGUGUUGGUGGGAAGGCUGCUGAAGGGCCUGGCAGUGCGUGGCGGAUCUCUGACAUCAACAAGAACUACGAAUACUCACCUACUUACCCAAGCGUGUUGUGUGUCCCGCGAGCUGUUAGCGAUAACAUGCUCAAGUAUGGAGGGGUGUUCCGCUCAAAGGGGAGGAUACCUGCGCUCACAUACCUUCACUCGAAUGGUGGAAGUAUCACCAGAUCAUCACAGCCAAUGGUUGGAAUAUCGAACAAGCGGAACCCUCAGGAUGAACGAUUGAUAUCUGCAAUCUUCUCAAGUCAUACACCGCCUCAGCAGUCACCUACGGACUCUCCGGCUCAGGUUCCCUCUGACGGUACUGACAUACCAGGACUUCCCACUAGUCAGAGCGAGACCGAUCUUGACGAUGACUUUAACGACGAAGAAGUGAUACCUCGAAAGAGGGUCUAUGGCAGCACGAGACGCAACAUGAUCUUCGAUGCUAGACCCAAGAUCAAUGCGCUAGUGAACAAAGGCUCUGGUGGUGGCUAUGAGGAUCUAUCGAAUUACUCUGGACCAGCUGGUACAACUGUCGAACGGACGUUCAUGGACAUCCAGAACAUCCAUGUCAUGAAGAAGUCGCUCGCAAAGGUUGUACAGAGCUUCGCCAACUCGGAUUACUUGGACAUGAAGCCGAACGAGGAGCUACUGCGGAAUUCUGGCUGGCUCACUCACAUAGCUGGAAUGCUCGACGGUGCAGAGAUGGUGGCGAGAAUAGUUGGCUUAGGUGGCAGCCAUGCAUUGGUGCACUGUUCAGAUGGAUGGGACCGUACUGCGCAAGUCGCAGCACUCGCGCAAGUCAUGCUUGAUCCACACUAUCGUUCGUUGAACGGAUUCAUCACGCUGAUACAGAAAGACUUCCUCGCGUUCGGACACAAGUUCAAUCAUCGACAUGGCAUCCAGGGAAGCGAAGAGUGGUUCGAGAUCGAGAAUGAGCGAGUCCUGCCUUCACGAACAAAGGCGAAUGGAAACAAUGAGUCCACAGGCUUGAACGCACUUGGUUCGAAGGCCCUCUCUGGAGCGAAGAACUGGUUUGAGAAGAGUCGUGGCGGGCUUUUCCGUCCACAGAAUGAGAGCAAAGAUAGCGGCGAGGACGACGAUUCUCGCCCCUCUUCGCCACCUCCUAACUCAAUGAUGCACUCGCCGCCUACAUCGAGCACGAAGAAGGAUCGAGAACAUAAGACGAAUACCAAUGAGAUGGGACCCAUCUUCCACCAGUUCUUGGAUGCUGUUUACCAAUUGCAAUACCAGUUCCCGGAUGCUUUCGAGUUCAACGAGCGAUUCUUGCGGCGACUUUUCUACCAAGCCCACUCUGGCCAGUACGGCGAGUUCUUGUUCAACAAUGAGAAAGACCGCUCAGAGCAUGAGAGCAAGUUUCCUUCCGUCUGGCCACACUUCUUGUCUCGACGGCAGGAGUUUACUAACCCUGAGUUCGUGGCAAAGGUUGACGACCCGUUGCUGUUCCCCAAGCGGCAGGGAUCACUCCGAGAGAUCGAGGUGCGUUGGUGGAGUGGACUGUUCGGGCGUAAAGAUGAGGAUAUGAACACGCCUCGAGCACUUGCGCCGCCAGAUACACAACCUGCAGAGCAGAAGGUCCCCAGCCUGUCGAUGCAGCCUUCGACGAUGUCGCUCGAAGAUGGUGGGAAGCAGAUCGAGGGUGAAGGUCCGAGUGCUGGUGCUGUCAAGGAAGCAAAGAGCUUUCCUAACAUUGGCACUGUUGGAAGUUCGCUCCCAUCGACUUUCAACUCUCUUCAAAACGGCUCUUCAAAUGAAGCCCAACAGCCUGCUGAGAACAGCAACGCUCCAGCACGCCCGACACUGGAAUCGCGGGAGACGAAUCCUGACACAGUCGAGGGCUAUGUAAAAGCAGCAGAGCCGGCGAGCUCCAGUUCAAGCAGCAAGCCCCCUGCCUCUCAGCUGGAGAUGGACGAGGGUGAUCCGUUAGGCGUGUCUGCGGGCAGCAAGGUCCCUGAGACUACUAGUGGAAGACUAGAUUUUGCAGUAUUUGCCCAGUCGAGUGCGUACAGCGACAGAUAG